Messenger RNA from Tuber melanosporum (Perigord truffle), 1488 nucleotides. RefSeq lists its product as uncharacterized. Gene Ontology annotation, molecular function: adenosylmethionine decarboxylase activity. Gene Ontology annotation, cellular component: cytosol. The record is from RefSeq and is a predicted model, not a curated record. NCBI's taxonomy places the organism in Eukaryota, Fungi, Ascomycota, Pezizomycetes, Pezizales, Tuberaceae. Bases 1 to 1488 code for a protein of 495 amino acids. The transcript has 2 exons. Gene Ontology annotation, biological process: spermine biosynthetic process; spermidine biosynthetic process.
AUGGUCGCACUCGAUUUGGUCGCUGUUAACACAGCGCUUAGCAAAUCCCAAGGAACUACACUUUCUAUCAACCAUCAAGCUACCAUUGACCUCGACUCUUCCAACGCUUUCGAGGGUCCUGAAAAGCUCCUCGAAGUUUGGUUCACCCCUUCUCCGGAAUUGCUUCCUCCGUCCGCAUCGCCCGAGGGUCUUAAAUGCGUUUCCAAGGAAAGAUGGGAGCAGAUGCUUGAUAUUGUCAAGUGCAAGGUCCUAUCGGUUUUGAAGAAUGAACAUGUAGAUGCAUACCUUCUGAGCGAGAGUAGUAUGUUCGUCUUCCCUCACAAGGUCAUCCUCAAGACCUGCGGGACUACUACACUGCUCAAUGGCCUUCCCGAGAUGCUACGCAUCGCAAGCGAGGAAGCUGGAUUUGGACCUGGUGGUGGUGCAUUUGCUACCCCAUACAGGGUUUUCUAUUCCAGGAAGUCUUUCAUGUUUCCUGACAAGCAGAUGCAUCCACACAAGAGCUGGAGAGACGAAGUCGAAUACUUGGACGAGUGGUUCCUUAACGGGAGUGCAUACAUGGUUGGGAAGAUGAACGGAGAACACUGGUAUCUUUACUUGACCAACCCUGGCAGCAUGCUCUCACCACCUCUUACUCCCACCAACGAGCCAGCCGAUCCGCUCGAGAGACACGAGACGGAGACGCAGCUGGUCACCUUCCCCGAAGCCCAAGACAUUGUCUAUAAGAACAUCGGUGGCGGGCGUGAUGGCGGAAGUGGCAAUGGCAUUUUUGAUGAGACUUUGGAGGUUCUGAUGACUGAUCUGGACCAAGACAAGGCGAAGCAAUUCUACUUGGAAACCGCGAGUGCGGUCGCGGCCGGCCAGUACAGGCGCCAAAAGAACGAGGAGAGGUCCAAGGAGCCAGUCUUGAUGGAGGAGAAUGCUGGCUCCGAUGAUUUGCCCGAGGAGCUCACUAGUGAGGGGCAUGUUCUCGGAUCAAUUGUUUCGGAAGCUUGUGGGUUGGGUGAGGUUUAUCCCCGUUCCACGUACCCGGGAGCUAUGAUAGACUCUUACCUGUUUACACCUUGCGGAUUCUCGGCGAAUGCGAUCAUCCCCUCACCUGACCCGAAGAUCCCCACCACACACUACUUUACCGUGCAUGUCACUCCCGAGCCCCAUUGUUCAUAUGCCUCCUUUGAGACCAACGUUCCGGGUCGUAACUCUGGCCGGGAGACUGCCCAGAUCCUGGAACACGUUGUCGGUAUCUUCCGCCCGGGCAGAUUCUCGGUCACCCUCUUCGAGGCGAAGCCCGCCAUGGCGGAUCGCGGGGCUCGCGAGAACAUUUACGAUGUAACUGCAGCCAAGAGAUCUGCUCGCAUGGAUUGUAUCAAGGGGUACCGACGUGUGGACAAGAUCCGCCACGAUCUCGAUGGAUACGACCUCGUGUUCCGUUACUACGAACGUGACGAUUGGAAGGGUGGGGCUAAGCCUGUGUUGCGAGACUUUUGA